Messenger RNA from Doryrhamphus excisus (bluestripe pipefish), 4385 nucleotides. RefSeq names its product sodium channel, voltage-gated, type II, beta (gene scn2b). Lineage: Eukaryota; Metazoa; Chordata; Actinopteri; Syngnathiformes; Syngnathidae. Gene Ontology annotation, cellular component: plasma membrane. The record is from RefSeq and is a predicted model, not a curated record.
AGAACCAUAAAACCAACCAACAUAAGGCUACAGACACUGCCAGCUAUGUCCUGCCUCUAAACAUAUACUCUUUUCUUUUUUGCGUUUUUACUAUCCACAAAUCAUAUUUUUUGCUUGUUUUUGUACCUAUCUGCAUUUUCUAACGGCGAAAAAAUCGUUUUGUGUGCUUUGAAGCAGUGGCCAUGUGUCUCCUCACGCAGGGAGAGAAAAGCUGUGGUGCUCGGCUGCUGAUGCUGCUCCUGCUAUGGGUCUCCGGUUGUUCAUGCAUGGACGUUAUUGUGCCCAGUAAAAUCAAUGUAAAGAAUGGAACAGAUAUCAAAAUCCCUUGCACAUUUACUUCCUGCUAUAAGAUAUUUGCACCCAAGUUUGUCAUGAACUGGACCUACCAAGAAACAGUCAACGAUACAGAACAGAUGUUUAUGGCGUACUACAAGAAGAGAGGAAUGGUGGCUUUGCGGUUUGCAGACAGGGUCAUGUUCGCGGGGAACCUGGAAAAGAAUGACCUGUCAAUCACUUUAUUAGAUGUUCAGGAGGAUGAUGAGGGGUAUUACCACUGUUACGUGAUAAAUCCCCCGGACCGCAUACAUGGACAUGGGGUCAUAAAGCUCAAUGUGUUUACGAAACUUCCCCCACCAAGGGAUUCCACCAUUGCGGUUGUGAUUGGGGCAUCAGUGGGCGGAGUGCUUGCCCUUCUAAUACUUUCCAUGGUGGUCGUGAAAUUUCUUCGUCAUCAUCUCAAACAGGAACUGAUCUCAGAGGAGAAGAUGGAGGAGGAGGGGAAAUUAGAGGCUGAAGGUGCCACAGAAGAGGGAGCAAAAUAACCACAUAUGGUCCAUCAGUCUAAACCAGUAGCCUGCAGAGCUGAUCACCCAGCACCUCUCCUGGUAAACUCAUCUUCCACAGCAUUUGCCUUGUCAUCAUAAACAUAAAGGGAGUGAUGUUAUAAUGUGGACCUGCAAUAAAAAUAUGGGAUGGAAAAUUAUGUGAUAGAUGAUACUGUAGAUAAGAUACAUCAUUUCAAGACUGACUAACGCAAAAACGUCCAUGUUAAUUGGAGACUCGACAUUGUCCACUGGUGUGAAUGUGAAUGGAAGGUCAUCUAUAUUUACACUAUAUUUAUGGACUGGUGGCCAGCCCAGAACAAGAUAAGCGGCAUAAAAAUAAAUAAAUUCCCAAUAUUGUUUUUCCUAACAUACACAAACAAUUGAUCAUUUGACUUCAUUUCAAAAGAUAUGUGCAUCUUUUCCUUGUCCAUAGGAAACACUGCUUGAAUUAUAAAGUGUUAUUCCUGCAUGUCUGUGUGUGUGUGUUUUGUAUGUACAGUGUGUGUGUGUGUGUGUGUGUGUGAGAGAGAGAGAGAGAGCGAGGGGAAUGCACAGGAAUAAAAGUCCCCAUCAAGUGUUGUGCCAUUAUUUGCUAUAUUCAGUUGCAAGUUCUAAUAUCAAGGGCUGGGUGGUAUGAAUAAAAAUUUCAGUGUACACCGAUUUUCACAUUCAUAUAACCUCGGCUUAUUAUGAGGAAUAAUGUGUUGAUUCAUAGCUAAAGGCUGGAGAUGUUUUGUCUGUUGAACAAAUCUCUCAUUCUGUCCUCAAAACCACUUCUUAUGGCCGUGUUCUUUAGGCUAACCUUGCACUAGAUUUCCCUUUCUGAUAGACUUUGUAUAACUAACUGUACUUCCUCCAAAGCCCUUUGGUUAAGCGGGCCUUAGAUCCCGACUUGUACAUGCUCCUGACAUUAAUGCACCUUGCCUGGCAACACCCACUCCAAAAUUGUAUAGCCCACGUGUGCGGUAACACAUACGUCGGGAUGUAAGGCCCACUUGUGUCAGGUUCCUGUUGUCAACAGUCUUUCUUCCUCUGGUUAAAUGCCAAAAGGACAACUGAACAGUUUGUUUCGCCUUUCCACCGCUGCUUAUGGAAAUAUUCAGACACAUUACGUACACAAAAGUAUUGGGACACAAGGUUUAAAGACCGAGAGAAAGUAACGAUGAAAAAACAUCGGAAGAUCCCAAAUUGUUGUCUGAAUGUUGCGCUAAAGGCUUUACACUGCAAAAACGGAAAUUUAAGAUCAAAAUUCAAGGUGAAGGGGCUGUACGGCGGUCGAGUGGUUAGCGCGCAGACCUCACAGCUAGGAGACCCGAGUUCAAUUCCACCCUCGGCUAUCUUUGUGUGGAGUUUGCAUGUUCUCCGGUCCGAUUUUCUCCGGGUUUCCUCCCACAUUCCAAAAACAUGCUAGGUUAAUUGGCGACUCCAAAUUGUCCAUAGGUAUGAAUGUGAGUGUGAAUGGUUGUUUGUCUAUAUGUGCCCUGUGAUUGGCUGGCCACCAGUCCAGGGUGUACCCCCGCCUCUUGCCCGAAGACAGCUGGGAUAGGCUCCAGCACCCCCCACAAUGAAUGAAUGAAUGAACCUUUUUAACCACUUUACCAAUCAUGAAAUUUGACUUAUACCAAGCAUAAAAUGCUUGAAACAAGUACAAUCGCCUUUUAGUCAAAUAGUUCUCUGGAGUAUAUUUAGUACCCAGAACAUCUGAAGGACAUAAAAUACAGUAAUACAGUCAUAACUAAAUGCAAGAAUGAAAUGAAAUUAAUUGUCAUUUAAAAACAAUAAAAGCCAACACGCUACCUUCCCAUAUCAAUAAUAAGACCACUACACUAGCCACGUUUACAUGAGAUUUUCCUCUUUCCGAAUGGAAUCUUUCCAAAUGACGUACCAGAAAACAGUGUAUACUACAUGAAAAGGAAUAUUCCAAUCUCCUGUCUACAUGCACCACUAUAAUCAAACAGAAUAGUCAAUGGGACAUGCGCAGUAAAACGUAAACAACAUCACAUGAUUCAUCAAAGAUGGCGGACAGGAGUGUGAUUAUCACGGUUGUUGGGACAGUUGCUAUGCUUUUUUUUAAAGCAGCAACUUGAACGUUCAGUUCUUUUAAAGUUUUUAUCAAAAACGAACUUUCCGCUGUAGUCCAGUGAUGACUGCUCGCCGCCAUUUUCAAAACCCGAGUUUUGACAUCUGCGUGUUACAUCACAGCUGAGCAUGCGCUGAAAGAACGCACCCUGACAACUUUCCAAUUGUGCGGGUACAAGAUACCUCAAUCGGAUUGGGGAAAGGAAUAUUCCACCCCAGUGAAUCCGAUUUUAUAUUCAUUCGGAUUGGCACUUUUCUUUCGGUGAGGUGUAUACAAAGGUUAGAUUCUUUCCGUUUGAGCAAAUAACUCGAAUGGAAUUGGAAUAUUUGGGUCCAUGUAUACGUGCCUACUGAUUAUUACUGUCGUUUUCAAAGGAUGAGCGAUCCGUCAGUGUUACCGUCUUUAAUAUCGGCCUGAUAUCAACAACAAAAAUGAUAUCGGCUUGCAUUGAUUUCAGUUUUUGCAAUGUAUCGCUUGAUUAGUUCAUCGUUGAGGAGUGUGUCCCAAAUCUUUAUUAUGCGUUUGAAUACAGAGUGUGCAAAAUGUGACCCAAAAGCUAUUUAUUGUCUCAAACUCAUUAAGCCUAAUUCAAUUACAAUUACAAUCCCCUGUAAUGUUGGAUGUAAAGUUAGAAGCUAAGAGGAUUAUCAGUGCAUAGAAAAGAUUAAUAUGCUUUUCUUGCACUUCUCAGAACUUUGUUAUCCUCAUGAACAUGUCGAAUCGAGUGUUCUGCAUUGCCUUAAAUGUCUCUCAGCUGCAUCAUGUCUCCUGUACGCUACUGUAAAUUAUUUAAACAUUUUACCUGCCCAGUUUAUACUAACCAAUGAAAGCCACAAUUGCUUAUAGCAUCAUAUCCCUUUAUACUUACAUAACAUUUCAGAAAUACAUACAUUUAACAAACAUAAGGAGAGCUUAAAAACGUUUGUACUAGAUGACCGUGUAAUGCAUCGUUUCUCAGUAGGUGCCUGCCUGUGUUUUUUUCCACAAGUGACAUUUAUUAUUAGAUCAAAGGCAUGAACAGUGUAGUAUAUUUCCCUGCAUGUAAAAAAAAAAAAAAUCACACCACCGGUGUCACCAUUCAAGUCAGCUACAAAAUCAAAACAGAAAACCAACAUGAGCAUAUCAAAGAUUGCAAAAUCUUUCACACUGCUGGCACUUUCUCGUCUAUACGGCACCUACAGUAUGUAUACUUUUAUUGCACAUCGAUAUUCCAUGUGUCUUUCAAAGUCUUAUAUUGCAAGCAUAAAUGAUAUCCAUCAAAAAAAAACAUUCUUUUGUGUGUGUUUUAAAGAUUUUGUACAUUGACACAUCAUAUUUGAGAGCAUGCCAUAAAAGUUGUAAAGGAUCGAUAUGAUAUACUGGAAUGUGUGGCUUUUUACAAUAAAACAUGGCAUGGUGAUUGUAUAAUUAUUUUUUUUAUGUUUGUCAUUUGAACAUUGUGAAUGUUAAAUAUUAUCUUAAUAAAGUAUAUCAUCAUUUUG